ACUGGGCAUGUAAGCCAAUCACAGGCUUUUGCGCCAAGUUCAUUAAUAUUAAUGAGACGCAGUAGUCUGACCAGAGACACUCCAGCACGCAGGCCCUCCCUCCGCGGCACUGCUGCUUCCAACAACAAGCAGAAGCCAGCAACAUGGCCGACCUAGGAAAGAAGUACUGCGUAAACUGCCUUGCAGACGUUACGAACCUGCGGCUUCGCUGUACUGACUGUCCAGAUAUCGAACUUUGUCCGGAGUGCUUCUCCGCGGGUGCAGAAAUCGGUAAUCACCGGCGAUGGCACGGUUAUCAGCAAGUCGACGGCGGGCGCUUCACCCUCUGGGGUCCCGAAGCGGAGGGAGGAUGGACUAGCAGGGAAGAGCAGUCGCUCCUCGACGCGAUCGAGCAAUAUGGCUUUGGAAACUGGGAGGACAUGGCCACUCAUGUAGGGGCAUCUCGGACCCCCCAGGAUGUCAUGGACCACUACGUCGGCAUGUACAUCCAUGGCAACCUGGGAAAGGCCUGCGUCCCCGACAGCAUCCCCAACCGGGUGACGGAUCACACCUGCCCCAGCGGCGGCCCCCUGUCCCCCAGCCUCACCACCCCCCUGCCUCCCCUGGACGUGACCCUGGGCGAGCAGCAACAGCUGGGCUACAUGCCGCUCCGCGACGACUAUGAGAUGGAGUACGACCAGGAGGCGGAGAAGCUCAUCAGUGGCCUGUCGGUCAACUACGACGAUGAAGACGUGGAGAUCGAGAUGAAGCGCGCGCACGUGGACAUGUACGUGCGCAAGCUCCGCGAGCGCCAGCGCCGCAAAAAUGUGGCCCGCGACUACAACCUGGUGCCCGUCUUCCUAGGCCGCGACAAGAAGGAGAAGCAAAGCACGCUGGGAGUUGUAGGUGGUGGUGGUGGCGUCGUCGUCGGAGUGGUGGGGAGCCUUCCGACGCCAACCACCCCCGCGGUGACGCCGGGAGCUCCAGCCGUCCCGACGGUGCCGAAGCGUAAGAUCCCCAAGGAGGAGAAAGAGCAGCGGAUCAAGUUACGGGGGAUGUGCCAGUUCAUGGCUCAGCGGGAGUUUGAGGACUUGUUCCACAACAUGCACAAGGAGCGCGUGCUGCGCGCCAAAGUACGGGAGCUGCAGCGCUACCGCCGCAACGGCAUCGCGCGACUGGACGAGGCGGCCGAGUACGAGGCGGCAAGGCACAAACGGGAGAAACGCAAGGAGAACAAGAGCGUAGCUACCUCGAAAACGGGCCGGGGCGGAGGGACAGGGGGAGGGCUUGGCGGAGGGACAGGAGUGGGCGGCGGUGUUAUCAAAGAGGAGGGCAAGGAUGGCGAGUUCCCGGCCAUAGAGAACCUGGCGGGCUUCGAGCUGCUGUCAGACCGGGAGAAGGUGCUGUGCAAUUCACUUAACCUCAGCCCCACGCGCUACCUGACUGUCAAGACAAUCAUCAUCAAGGACCACCUACAGAAGAGCCAGGGCAUUCCCUCCAAGAGCCGGCUGCCCAGCUACCUAGACAAGGUGCUCAAGAAACGCAUCCUCAGUUUCCUCACAGAGAGUGGCUGGAUAUCCCGGGACACAUCCUAACAAUCCAUUGAGUUUGUAGGGUCUGGGACGCGUCCUAACAAUCCAUUGGGUUUGUAGGGACUGGGACGCGUCCUAACAAUCCAUUGGGUUUGUAGGGACUGGGACGCGUCCUAACAAUCCAUUGGGUUUGUAGGGACUGGGACGCGUCCUAACAAUCCAUUGGGUUUGUAGGGACUGGGACACGUCCUAACAAUCCAUUGGGUUUGUAGGGACUGGGACACGUCCUAACAAUCCAUUGGGUUUGUAGGGACUGGGACACGUCCUAACAAUCCAUUGGGUUUGUAGGGACUGGGACACGUCCUAACAAUCCAUUGGGUUUGUAGGGACUGGGACACGUCCUAACAAUCCAUUGGGUUUGUAGGGACUGGGACACGUCCUAACAAUCCAUUGGGUUUGUAGGGACUGGGACACGUCCUAACAAUCCAUUGGGUUUGUAGGGACUGGGACACGUCCUAACAAUGUGUAUGGAGUUUGUGGGGACUGGGACACGUCCUAACAAUGUGUAUGGAGUUUGUGGGGACUAAGGACACGUCCUAACAAUGUGUAUGGAGUUUGUGGGGACUAAGGACACGUCCUAACAAUGUGUAUGGAGUUUGUGGGGACUAAGGACACGUCCUAACAAUGUGUAUGGAGUUUGUGGGGACUAAGGACACGUCCUAACAAUGUGUAUGGAGUUUGUGGGGACUAAGGACACGUCCUAACAAUGUGUAUGGAGUUUGUGGGGACUAAGGACACGUCCUAACAAUGUGUAUGGAGUUUGUGGGGACUAAGGACACGUCCUAACAAUGUUUAUGGAGUUUGUGGGGACUAAGGACACGUCCUAACAAUGUGUAUGGAGUUUGUGGGGACUGAGGACACGUCCUAACAAUGUGUAUGGAGUUUGUGGGGACUAAGGAUUGCAGAGGGACAAUGUGUAUGGAGUUUGUAGGGACUAAGGACACGUCCUAACAAUGUGUAUGGAGUUUGUGGGGACUAAGGAUUGCAGAGGGACAAUGACUCUUGUUCUCUGUUGGAUUGUUGCGUCUCUGUGUCUUGUUAUAAACAAUGGGAGAUGUGUCGUAAGCUCCAGAUUGGACCAAGCUCAAUUUUACCACCUUUUGUCAAGUUCUGACCCAAGUCGUCGACCACCGGACUGUUUGUGAAUAUGUAUAAUAUAUGCAAAAGAUUUCCUCUUUCUUAAAAAAAAAGUUUGGAUACCAUUUACUGGAGAACGUGGAACAAAUAUAUAUUUUUGUAUUUGCAUCCAUAUGAAUGAUAAUGUAUGGGUAGAUGAUACAUUCUCUUUAUUGCAGUGAAGGAUCACCUAAGACUACUGGGCAAACCAGACAACACUGGUUUUCAAAGCGGUUCUCAAAGUAUAAAUAGUUGGUCCCAGAUCAGUUGGUGCCAUCUUGCCAACUCUUAUGGUCAUUGGCAAGACGAUACAAACAGAUCUGGGACCAGGCUAGCUUCCUUUUAGGUUAGGAUGUUGUCUUGGAGAGCACAGGUUAGUGCCUAUUCAAACAGUAAUACAGCCGCACUGUGUUGGAAAGCAGGGGUUAUCAUCAUCAUUCUUACCAUGAAGAGAUGCUAAGCAUAGAGGGGUCAGUAUUUGGCAGCUAACGCUUUCAUAAAGCACUGCGGUAAUCCCCAUUAUGACGCUGUAGCUUUGUGGUGUUGUCAGGCUCAGAAUGUGGCACUGUGAGGGGAGUAGAUAAGCCUAACUCCUCCAUACUAUUCUGUUCCACACGUUGCACGUUUUCUGAUUCUAGUAGGCGGUUCACUCUACUCGACUUCUAAAGAAAAUAAAAAGCUUUAAAUAUCGGCAUUAACCAAUGACAUGCGAUCCUAAAGCACAAAUCAAAAAUGUUGCAUAUCUAUUUUUUUCACCCCCGGUUAAGUUUGCCUGCCCCUUGUUUGGAGGGGCGUUGUGGGGUUAACGGUGUGUCGUCCUGCCAGACUGGUUUUAGCCUUUGCCUACCCCUUGUUUGGAGGGGCGUUGUGGGGUUAACGGUGUGUCGUCCUGCCAGACUGGUUUUAGCCUUUGCCUACCCCUUGUUUAGAGGGGCGUUGUGGGGUUAACGGUGUGUCAUCCUGCCAGACUGGUUUUAGCCUUUUGCCUACCCCUUGUUUGGAGGGGCGUUGUGGGGUUAACGGUGUGUCGUCCUGCCAGACUGGUUUUAGCCUUUUGCCUGCCCCUUGUUUAGAGGGGCAUUGUGGGGUUAACGGUGUGUCAUCCUGCCAGACUGGUUUUAGCCUCUUCAUGAAUACGCGCUGCAUGAUUAUUGUAUUGUGACUCGUUGCUCGCUGUUUAGUUUGCUACUGUUCCAUCUAUUCAAAGGGAGUUAAGUCAUCGUAAAAAAAAUGAUAUACCUACUACAUUUGCUUCAUCUAUCUUCCUGGUUCAGUGUUUUACAGUCACAUCGUUCAAUUAAGGCUAGUGCAGUGGUUCUCAAAGUAGGGGUUGUGAAACCGAAUGGGGAAAAUACCUGUUGUUGAUGUUUAGAACCACUGGGUUAGUGUUCACAUAUGGCCUUGCAAGAACACUAUCAAAGGGCAGAAAUAUUCUGGUAGAAGAGAAAAAGGACGACUGUCACAGUUGGUUUUAGACCUGGUUUUCCAUUUAUGUGAAAUGUGUCUGUUCCAAGCACGGGUGCUUUAAAAUGUCCCGUGGCACCUUCUCCCUCCGAUGUCCAGUUAGCCUGUUUAAAACGGAGGUGAACUUCAGUAGAGAUGUGGGGUGGGUUGUAUAGAAACAGUAUUACAUUAGACACUGUGAAAUAAUGUUGUGACUGCAUUCGUAUAGGCCUUAAUAUUAGCAUUCCAUCAUAGUACAUUUACCAUACCACAGAGGAAAUAAAUAUGCUCUAUUUUUCUUCCCCAUAAGCCUCUGAGUAUACGGACACUGACGAGGCCCCUUGGUUCUCCCAUCAUCUACUUGAAGAUGUUUUAUUUUUGUCCCAACAACUGGCGUAGUUCACAAUCAAAGACUACAUAUCUCCUUAUCUGGUUUAAGGUGAAAACAACUGUUCAAGGGUGUUAGUAUGUUCUGUAUUAAAAAUGAAAAUCCUUUAUACUGUA
Molecule: messenger RNA, 4634 nt
Organism: Oncorhynchus keta (chum salmon)
Lineage: Eukaryota; Metazoa; Chordata; Actinopteri; Salmoniformes; Salmonidae
Product: transcriptional adapter 2-beta-like
Exons: 3
Coding region: 144-1574 (476 amino acids)
Biological process (GO): chromatin remodeling; regulation of transcription by RNA polymerase II
Cellular component (GO): nucleus; SAGA-type complex
Molecular function (GO): chromatin binding; zinc ion binding; transcription coactivator activity
Source: RefSeq, a predicted model, not a curated record